AGUCUCUUCUUCCUACAGGAUUCCUUGAAGCCUAAAGUCACCAAGGAACAUCACACGGAAAUCUCUUCUUCCUACAGGAUUCCCUGAAGCCUAAAGUCACCAAGGAACAUCACACGGAAAUCUCUUCUUCCUACAGGAUUCCCUGAAGCCUAAAGUCACCAAGGAACAUCACACGUCCCUGAAGGAAUCUUUGUCGACUUCCUUGCAAGUUGAGUUAAUAUAUUGCAUCCUACUUUUGUUGUAUAUUUUUUUUCUUGUUCUGGUAAUUUCUGGUUGAUUAAGGUUAGCAGCUCGUCCAAUUUUUCUUCUUCUCAAUUAUGAAGCCAUCGUUUCCAUGUCAAUCUCCAUUUCCAAACACCAGCUGUUUUCCUAUUUCAUUUACUUUUCUUCCCUUAGUUGUAGGUGAAGAAAACAGAUGGGUUGUUCGAUACAAAAUAAUUUGAAUGAAUUACCUAUGGAAAGCACAAAUUUAGGCACAAACUUAUAAUCAGUCUUUGGCGUAAGGUCUUCUGUUUUUAAGGAAUAGCUACUGUUUAUUUGAUUUCAAAACCCAGAUUUAUUUGAUUCAGACUAAGGCCAGUGUCACUGAUUAAAAGAGGAAGGGAAUGGUUUUAGGAAGUUUGAGCCUCGGUUAUGGAGGGGAGAAAUGGGAUUUUAGGAAAGAGAAUUUCACAGUUCAGCCUUGCGUGAAAGAGAUGUGAUUCAGUUUAGAAGAAGGGUUUAUUGCUAAAAUGCACCGUUUCUUUAUGGCUGUCCUGGCAAUUUUAUUUCCAGGUCGGCCUGAUUUCCCGUUUUCCCUAAUUUAGAAGAGAAUACCUAAAUAAACCCCAGUUUCUUUCUCCCAAAAAAAUAAAUCCCAUUUCUUCAUCAUCGCUGCCGGAGCUCCUUCUCGAUGAAGCCCAUGGCCACUGAACUAUUUCCAUGCUGGAGCCCACUGCCGCCGGGUGUUUUCAUGCCACCUCCUUCUCCAGUCUAUCGUCAACAUGUCCCGUGGCCUCUCAAUGAGAAAAAAAAUUGAAACCCAAGUCGUCUAAUCCAUCUCUUAAACCUCAGUAUCUACAAAGUCCAUGGCUUGGCAUCAGUCUUUGUCUUAUCGUCAAAUCCCGAAGAUGACUUCCAAAAUUGCCACCCAAUGGCCUCGAUUAAAGCUGACUUCGAUCGAGUAUUUGCUUACUCCAUCUCUCUUAGCUUGAAGGUGGCACUCUUCAUCUUCAUCGUCAUGCUUUCUAUGUUGAUUUAGUAUAUGGAAUUUAUUUUUGUGGGUUGUAUGAAUGAUAAAAGUUUGAAUUUUUUCUGCUCUGUUUCAAAUCAGUGUUCAUUGCUUUUUUCCUUUUAUUUUAUUUUUUUUUUUAUUUUUCAAAGUUUGAUCACUUUCUGUGUAAUCAUAAGAAUAUAUGAUGGGUGUUUGA
Messenger RNA from Rubroshorea leprosula, 1409 nucleotides. Lineage: Eukaryota; Viridiplantae; Streptophyta; Magnoliopsida; Malvales; Dipterocarpaceae. The record is from the annotation of a GenBank genome assembly.